AUGAACACUUGGAGGGUGCUCGGGUUCGACGACCCCGAUUACCGCUUUGUUUGGUUGGACUGGGGCCCGAAGCAGGACCGUCUCCUAUUGGACAGCGUAUCGGUGCUUGGCGGACAAUCCGGGCCCGAAGCAGAAUCAUGCUUCGCCAUUGGUUGGUUGACACUAUGGAUUGCUCAACAAGUGUAA
Penicillium soppii is the source of this 186-nucleotide messenger RNA. RefSeq lists its product as uncharacterized. Bases 1 to 186 code for a protein of 61 amino acids. The transcript has a single exon. NCBI's taxonomy places the organism in Eukaryota, Fungi, Ascomycota, Eurotiomycetes, Eurotiales, Aspergillaceae. The record is from RefSeq and is a predicted model, not a curated record.